CAGCCCAAGAAGAGAAGAAGGCGAAGGCGGCGGCUGGGUCGGGCGCUCCCCACCAUCCAACCAACCAAACCUCUCAUCUCUCCGCCGCGAUGGCAACUGCGGCCGCCGGUGGUGACCAGUGAGGUCGCCGCCGGCUGAAGUGUGGUUCCAUUCGAGGGCAGUGGCCUGUAGCGCCGGCCGCAUAUGUCAGCUCUCCGCUUAUGCCAUGGAGCCAUCAAGUCGCCGUGCGCUCGGAAGCUUGCUGCUGCUGCUGCGCCCUGCGCUCGGAGGGGAAUCCCGGCACCCCACCAAAAGAAGCAAGCGACCUUCUGCUUGAUGCGAGCUUCUCCUUCCUUCCGCACAAAUUCUAGGCAGAUGCAAUGGUCCAUUGAGGCUAUGACCGAUGAUAGUGCUGACCAAUCAGGCGACAAUAACACUCGCCUGUUUAGUGCAAUUCAGUCGUUUUUGAGCAAGUUAUAUGGCAAGCUCAAGAAACUAAGGAAAGGGCUGCCGCUGAAGAUCCUCUUUUUUCUCAUCGGAUUUUAUUGUGCUACGGCAUUUGCUACUGUCAUCGGGCAAACAGGUGACUGGGACAUAUUGUCUGCUGGACUUGCUGUUGCCAUUGUGGAGGGUAUCGGGGCUCUGAUGUAUAGGGCUUCGUUUGCGUUUCUUGGUAGGAUAAGGAAGAUGAUUACCAUAUUCAAUUACUGGAAAGCUGGCCUUACACUUGGAUUGUUCCUGGAUUCUUUUAAGUAUGAAGUGGAUGAAUUUCUUGAAUCCUGUAAUCCAUUCAACAUUGAUAUCAAUAUAUUUAGUCUUUGGUGAACUUCUGCUCCAGGUUUUAAAA
This is a messenger RNA of Oryza sativa Japonica Group (Japanese rice), 826 nucleotides long. RefSeq lists its product as uncharacterized. Lineage: Eukaryota; Viridiplantae; Streptophyta; Magnoliopsida; Poales; Poaceae. The record is from RefSeq and is a predicted model, not a curated record.